UUUUCGGGCGACCUAAGAAAAAAGGGCCUCGGUUUUGGUGAACUGGCCGUACAAUUGGUGGUGUGUUGUGUGCGUUUUUUCCAUGGGAUUUUUUGGUUGAUAUGCCUGAAAGGUUGAUAGGUGAUAGGUUUAAAGGAAUACUGCAAGUUUAAAGAUGAAGAUCACAAUUAAAGACAAUAUCCGUCUGAUUCCGAUACACCAUCCAACGGAGUAGUGUUUUCUUUGAACGAUGCAUUAGCAAACGAACGAAACAUCUUCCAAAAGGUGGCCUAAAAAGUGUAAGUCAAACUGUUAGACGCUAGCGGUUGUUGCCAGAACGGAUCGAUAGUGUGAAAAGUGAAGCGCGAGCUUGAAACAAACAGUAUCCAUCUGUAGCAAAAUCGAAACGAUAUACCUUAAGCGGGGAGAAUCCAAGCGCAAUGGUUGCCCUACAAUAUGGUAGCCAGUAACGCUAGACUUGGGGGCUCGGUUUUACGUGCGUAAACGAUAACGGAAACAGCAGCCAGUCGGAACACAUUCGCGUUCGGAAAAGGGGUUGGCAAAAGAAACCGAAAAACUCUCGACAGCGUAGGGAUUUGUGUGGAGAGAUAAGAGUGUUUUUGCUGCGACAUCCACGGCGUAAAAUCAGCACCAACAUUCCAACAUGUCGGUUCAGAUGACGCGAUAUAAGCAGGCGCAGUUUGCGGAUGAGGAUAGCAGCAGUAUCGGAUCGAUACAGAUCAACGAGACGACCCGCAGCCCUACGAUGCACAUUCGUUAUCAUGCUGCACGUGGCACCUCGCUGUGGAAUGCUCGGAGCAAGCUGGAGAAGGUACUGCUGUUGCUGCUGGCAUUCGCGAUCAUACUGAUCGUCGUGCUGAGCAGUCUGCUAGCGAAUGAUAGUACGCGCAUCCUGCACGUACGUCCUCACGUUGGUUCGGACCCGUUCGGAGUGGAUGAACAGCUGCCCUGCCUCAAUCAGCAUUGCAUCUUCGCGGCUAGCGAAAUACUGCACUCGAUCGACUGGAGUGUAGAUCCGUGUGACGAUUUCUACGCGUUUUCCUGCAACCAGUGGAUCCGAAACAAUCCCAUCCCGGAGGGUAAGUCAAUGUGGGGCCUGUUCGGGAAGCUGGAGCAACAGAAUCAGCUAGUGCUGAAGAAUGCCCUCGAACGGCCACUGGCCGAGUUUAAAUCGAAGGCAGAAAAGAAGGCCAAACUGUACUACCAGUCGUGCCUGGAUGAGGACGAAACGAUGGAGAAGCUCGGUGCGGAACCGCUGCAGAAGUUGCUGCGCCAAAUCGGUGGCUGGAAUGUGACGGCCAAUGCGAGUGGAUUCGAUGUGCAGCGGUGGUCCUUGCAGCGUACGCUGCAAACGCUACAGAUACGCUACAACAUGGGUGGAUUGUUUGGGUGGGCGGUCGGUGAAGAUGAUCGCAAUUCUAGUAAGCAUAUCAUACAGAUCGAUCAAGGAGGACUGACGCUUCCAUCACGGGAUAACUAUCUCAACAAAACCGCGAAUGCGAAGAUAUUGACUGCCUACUUGGAAUAUAUGACCAAGGUUUCGGUAUUGCUAGGUGCAGACGAAACGGACGCCCGGCGCCAGAUGUUGGAGGUGAUUGAGUUUGAGACGAGGCUUGCCAACAUCACCACACCGCAGGAUAUGCGUCGAGAUGAGGAAACACUCUACCAUCCCAUGACGCUGGCAAUGCUGCAGGAAAAGGCACCGUUCAUUAACUGGCAGGAACAUUUUGAGGAAGCGUUCCGGUUGGUACGUCGAAAGAUUACCGAGAAAGAGCGAGUUGUGGUGUACGCUCCGGAGUAUCUCGAAAAGUUGAACAUCUUGAUGAAGGAGUACACCGCUACGGAUGAGAAGAAGAUCAUACUGAAUAACUAUCUUGUGUGGCAAACUGUACGGACACUGACUGCUUGCUUAUCUAAAGCAUUCCGGGAUGCAUACAAGGGUCUGCGGAAGGCCCUGAUGGGUUCGGAUGGUGGUGAGGAACUGUGGAGAUACUGUGUGUCGGAUACGAGCAAUGUGCUCGGUUUCGCUGUCGGUGCCAUGUUUGUGCGGGAUGUGUUCCAUGGUGACUCGAAACCGCAAGCCGAAGACAUGAUCAAUCAGGUGCGGGAUGCGUUCAAGGAGAACUUCAAGAAUCUGGGAUGGAUGGAUGCGGAGACACGCCGUCUUGCAGUGGAGAAAGCUGAUGCGAUCAGCGAUAUGAUCGGGUUCCCCGAUUACAUCCUGUAUCCGGAGGAGUUGGACCGAAAGUAUCAAGAUUUGACCAUUGAUCCAAAGACGUACUUUGACAACAACAUCAACUACAAUAUCUACAGCUUGAAGAAGAACCUUGAAAAGCUGGACCAACCCGUUAACAAGACCAAGUGGGGCAUGACACCGCCGACCGUAAAUGCGUACUACACACCGACCAAGAACCAGAUCGUCUUUCCGGCCGGCAUACUGCAGAAUCCGUUCUUUGACAUUAAGAACUCGAAAAGUUUGAACUACGGUGCGAUGGGUGUUGUGAUGGGACACGAGCUAACACACGCAUUCGACGACCAGGGGCGGGAGUACGAUAAGUACGGCAAUCUACAUCAAUGGUGGAACAAUCAGACGAUCGAACGGUUCAAGAAUCAGACGGAAUGUUUCAACAAGCAGUACAGUGCCUACCGGAUUACUGGCAAAACGAUCAAUGGAAAGCAAACGAUGGGUGAAAACAUUGCCGACAAUGGUGGCCUCAAGGCGGCAUUUCAUGCGUACAUUAACAACGAGAAGAAUAGCUACACGGACACGGACACGUUGCCGCUGCCGGGUGUGAAUAUGACCCAUCGGCAGCUGUUCUUUGUGUCGUUCGCCCAGGUCUGGUGUUCGGCAGUAACGGACGAAACAACAACGUUGCAGAUCGAGAAAGAUUCACACUCACCGCCGAAGUAUCGCGUGAUAGGACCAUUAUCUAACCUGAAGGAGUUUUCCGAUACGUUCCACUGUCCGCUCGGUACGGGUAUGAAUCCGUUGGAGAAGUGCAUAGUAUGGUAAGGCUUUUAUUAUUGCACUUGGUGGUACAACAAAGGAUUUGCGUUCUGCAGCGGUCUUCUCGUUUGAUCCGUGUUUAAUUUGUGCAUAUUUACAAGAGGGUUAAUUCCUUCGAUAUUACUCACGUUAUCUGUGUGAGUAAGUUCUAUAUCUUGCUUUAGGUUAAACGAACUACUCUAAGAUCAUAAUAUGCCUGCCAUAGAAUGGCUUACUAAAUCUAUUUUUACAACGUAGCCGUCGUCGCCGAAUAGCCAGAAAAAAGGUUUCUUGUACCACAAUGAACCACCAACAAGGUCCGAUCCAGAUGAGAUUCGAUUCACGAUCUUUACCUGAUCGCCAUUGCAGAAAACCUGGACUUGGACCAUUUCAUCGAUGCCAAAUUAGUAAUGAAAAGGACACGACGUACGCACAGUAAUGGCGAUGCCUACUAGGCAAUUGACUACCUUAGCAUUUGCGUGUAAGAUUUCUAAGUCAAAGACAGCAACCAAAAAUUAAGUAAGUAAAGCAAAAAGGACGAACAGCGGAGCAAAAAUAGUCUAUUUUAUUACAUCUUUUUCUACACCGCGCUAUGGAGUGGUGAGUGUUGAAAGUGCAUUUUUCUUUUGUAUUUCCUUAAUUCCUUCUAUUGGAAAAAUCAAACAAACCAAACGAAACACACAAACACACUUAGAGUUAAUAAUACGUUUAUAGUGCGCGAAACGUUCAUUAUUGUGAUUGUAUCUUAAAAGAAAUGAGUAAGAAACAAAUUAAGUAAGGCCAACAAUUCGUCUACCAUUCGUACUGUGGGAAAGGGAAAUGGAAAGGCGUUUGCCAAGGAUGGCAAAAACAAGGGGGAGGAUAGCAGCACAGGAAGAAAUGAGGAUGAUGUGGUAAUCAAAUGAUACAGAGGCUUGUGAUGAGAUGGGUAACAUAAGUCGGAAAAACGAAAGGGAAUGGAAAAUAAAAAUCAUGUGAAAUCCUAUUAGUAAACAGUAUAGAAAUGUACGUUCUGUGAGGGAAACAUCAAAAUGAAAUAAAACUUAUCCUAGAUUGUACAACUGUUCAA
This is a messenger RNA of Anopheles funestus (African malaria mosquito), 4055 nucleotides long. It is a transcript of the gene Nep3, whose product is annotated as endothelin-converting enzyme homolog. Gene Ontology annotation, molecular function: metalloendopeptidase activity. Lineage: Eukaryota; Metazoa; Arthropoda; Insecta; Diptera; Culicidae. The coding region runs from base 644 to 3013 and encodes 789 amino acids. The record is from RefSeq and is a predicted model, not a curated record. Gene Ontology annotation, biological process: protein processing. Gene Ontology annotation, cellular component: plasma membrane. The transcript is spliced from 5 exons.